AGUUUGCUCACACAUUCUGGGAGAAUCCACUCUCCCUCAGUCUCCUUACCCCUCCCCUGUUCCUCAGCAAUGACCUCAAGGCAAAGACAGGGAGUGGACUCCUGCUUCCUUGCCGCAGGAGUGCAGCUAUGACGGAAGACGCUCUGGAAGCUCGGUCAGAGCUCUGAUUGGCCGAGAGAUCUAAUGAGGACCCCCCACCCCCAAGACCAGAGAAUAAGAGACCAGGACUCUGGGGACAAGGCAUCUACAGCCGAGUGGUGUGUGCUCUUCUCCAGUGGACGCUUCGCUCUGGACGUUCGCUGUGCCAACGCUCGGGUUACCAGUGGACCAUUCUUCUCUUUUUACAGAGACACCAUGGGCUUCUGGAAGUUCUUUCCCUUUCUGGCUCUCAGCAGCAUGUGGAUCCUGUGCCUGGCCAGCAGCCUCCAGGCAGCACCUCUCGGGUCAGCCUUGGAGAGCAACCUAGACCUGGCUACCCUCAGCGAACAGGAAAAGCGACUUCUGCUGGCUGCACUGGUGCAGAACUACUACGAGCUGAUGGAGGCCAGGAAGCUGGAGCAGGAGGAGCAGGAGGCUGAGAGCUCCAGCCUCCAUAGACGACAGAGGUUCCGGUGCCACGAGAGGGACUCAUACCGGUUAGACACGUUAAGAUUUUGUUUUCUCCUGAAAACUCUUGGGAAAGGAAAUGAGGAGAUGUAGAAUCGCUGACUGUGGGAGUUGGACAUGGGCCUAUGGGGAGACAUCGCCGCAUGGGCUGAAGUAGGGCAGGUAAGUGUGAAGCCAGAGGAUGGACUAGAAUGGCAGGAUGUUUCAGCAGCUUCAGGAUUUGUUCUUUCACACUGGCAAGGAGCCAUCAUUUCACAUUCGCAAGGAGAAGUUGUAAGGGUACGAGGGGUCUGGGACAGGCAGAACGGUGUCUGAGGUAGGUCCAGAGCAUCUUUAGAGGUGUGCAUGUUGUUACAGAUGCUGCCUGUGUGACCCAUGCCUGGAAACAGACCAACUCUGGUCCCGCUUCAGCACUCCCCAAGGAAAAGCAUGUUUUGACCUGCAUCCCCCUUGAGAAGUCCCUGAUAGCAUGAAAGACUGACAUGGAAUGCCAGAAAGUCCCCCCUUUCCUCCGCCCUUCCCUGCACAGUCCUGGCCCACCACACCCCCAAGCCUUCCCAAUGGAGUCUGUGUGAACUGACCUCCUACCACCCUCUGUCCCAACUUCUAGUCUCCUGACUGGUUUAACUUUCUGACUGCCCAUGGGAUCAGCUCCUGGUGGUAUGGGAAUCUAAAUACAUGAGUUCUGGGCAUGUAAGUAGAGGAGCUGAACAACCUUCCUACCUUCUCUGCUAUGGACCUUGGGCUUGAAACUCCGACAAGAAAAGAACACCGCAGGUGGCUUGCAGAGGGGCCUGAAGUGUCCAGGGUGUCACCAAGAGCUUCUGUGUCCUUCUUGGUUUCCUCUCUGGCUCCUACUUUCUCACUUGCUGCAUGUGCAUUCCUCUCUGGGUUCGAAGCUGGCAACAUCAGCUUCCUGUGGGACGGAGAAUGUCAGUGACUUGGGAUGGGAAGGGAGAGAACAGAAGUCAUAGGCCACCUUUGAGGUAAGAGACAGUGAGGGAAUCUUCUAGAGCAUUUAGAGAAUUGUUCACUUCCUGCUUCUGAAUAAGCACAUCCCUUCCAUCUCACUCAUUUUUUUUUUUUUUCUGGAAGAAUCAGAGUUGUAGUGAUCAUUGCUUUGGUCUACUUCUGAAGCUUGGGAGUGGCCAGGACCUAGGAAAGAGCUUUAGCUUCAGGUGGGCACAGGGCUUGAUGGGCCAUCUUUGUGUGCAGCUAUGGCAACAAGCAGCAUGCUAAGAACCAGAUAAGUUCUUCUGAGAUGAUGCUGCCAAUGCUGUUCUUAGCUUCAGCAAG
This is a messenger RNA of Peromyscus leucopus (white-footed mouse), 1902 nucleotides long. RefSeq names its product calcitonin gene-related peptide 2-like. NCBI's taxonomy places the organism in Eukaryota, Metazoa, Chordata, Mammalia, Rodentia, Cricetidae. The coding region runs from base 184 to 699 and encodes 171 amino acids. The record is from RefSeq and is a predicted model, not a curated record. The transcript is spliced from 4 exons. Gene Ontology annotation, molecular function: hormone activity; calcitonin receptor binding. Gene Ontology annotation, cellular component: extracellular region.